This is a messenger RNA of Panicum virgatum (switchgrass), 1651 nucleotides long. RefSeq names its product probable trehalose-phosphate phosphatase 8. The transcript has 10 exons. The record is from RefSeq and is a predicted model, not a curated record. NCBI's taxonomy places the organism in Eukaryota, Viridiplantae, Streptophyta, Magnoliopsida, Poales, Poaceae. Bases 97 to 1239 code for a protein of 380 amino acids. Gene Ontology annotation, molecular function: trehalose-phosphatase activity. Gene Ontology annotation, biological process: trehalose biosynthetic process.
UCCCCCUCGAAACAACCCGCACUAGUAGUAGUGGCUGUCAAGUCCUGGUGCGGUGCGUGUCCGCGAGCGGGCGCGCCAGCUGCGGCGGCGGCGGCCAUGUCGAACCAGGACGUGGUGCUCCCGGACAUGGGCAUUGCGGCGGCGGCGCCGGCGGCGGCCUUGCCGGGCCCCGGGCGCGCCCUCUUCGCGUGCCGCGGCGCCGCGGGCGCCCUCUCGUCGCUGCGCCGGGGCGCGUACGGCGGCCUCGGCCUCCCCGGCGGCGCCGGCGGCGAGCCGUUCCUCGGCGCCCGAACCUGCUGCACCAGCCGGGUCGUCGAGACCAUCCGGGCGUCGUCCCCGACCCGCUCCCCCGCCGUCGACGAGUGCGACGCGUGGACGAGGAAGCAUCCGUCGGCGCUGGGGAGCUUCGACGAGGUCGCGGCGGCGGCGGAGGGGAAGAGGAUCGUGAUGUUCAUGGACUACGACGGCACGCUCUCCCCGAUCGUCACCGACCCCGACAUGGCGUUCAUGACCGCCGAGAUGAGGGAGGCGGUGCGCGGCGUCGCCGAGCACUUCCCCACGGCGAUCGUGACCGGUCGGCGCGUCGAGAAGGUCUGCAGCUUUGUCGGCCUCUCGGAGCUCUACUACGCCGGCAGCCACGGCAUGGACAUCAAAGGCCCAAGCUCCAAGAAGGAUGACCACCAGAUGGUCCUGCUGCAACCAGCUCGCGAGUUCCUGCCGGUGAUCGACAAGGCGUUCAGGGCGCUGGAGGAGAGCACCAGGGCCACGCCGGGGGCCAGGGUGGAGCACAACAAGUUCUGCCUGUCCGUGCACUUCAGAUGCGUCGCCGAAAAGAGCUGGAGCCCAUUGGCGGAGCAGAUCAAGGCCGUGCUCCGGGACUUCCCCGAGCUGAAGCUCACCGAGGGCAGGAAGGUCCUGGAGAUCCGGCCGGCCAUCCUGUGGGACAAGGGCAGGGCCGUCGAGUUCUUGCUCAAGUCGCUCGGGUUCGACGACCGGAGCGACGUACUGCCGGUGUACAUCGGGGACGACCGGACCGACGAGGAUGCUUUCAAGGUGUUGAAGAAGAGAGGUCAAGGUCUAGGGAUCCUCGUCUCCAAGUGCCCCAAGGAGACAGACGCCUCAUACUCUCUCCAGGACCCCACCGAGGUCAUGGAGUUCUUGGUCCGUCUGGUCGAGUGGAAGCGGCUGCGAUCGCCGUUACCGGCGGUGCGCCCAAGGGCGCAGCAGCAGAAGAAGUAGCACUCACGGCGGCGGAUCACCACACGCCGCUCGUCGUCGAUCGCUGCGUGUGAUGCUAGCGCUGAUCGCGAAGAAGCCGAUCUGCGCAUGUUUAAUUAGUAUAGCUAGUUAAUUGUUAAUUGUGCACUAAUAACCCUCCCCUAGAUAUAUUCAUGCCAUGCCAUCGUGGCUGUCAAUCCCCCGGCCGGCCCCAGAGGUGAACCGGCGGCAUGGGUUUUGGGAGGCAGGCAUCCAUGUGCCAAGCUGCUGCCUGCCGCCCUUAGCUUAUCCCAGGAAGGUUCAUCUCCCCUGCUGUAUGAAUUGUGAUGACUACUAGCCAUGACUCUAGCCUGCACUACCCUCAUGUAAAAUGUAACAUAAGAAUUUUAUUCUAAUGGCAGCUAUGCACUACUUCCUUUGAUGAAGACUGUAA